AUGUCAAAAACUUGUAAUGUAUGUUUAGUUGCAUUGUUAGUAUUUCUUUUGUUCCCUAAUUUCUACUUAACAGCAGCUUUGCAUGGUGGUGGACAAGGUGGUGGUGGUUUGUUUCCUGUGCCGGCGGGAAAGCAUGGGACGGUGGUGAAGAAGGAACAACGGUGGAGUGUGGUAACGGCGGAAGACGGUGAGAUUUCGUCAGUGAAAGUGAGUGAUGGUAAAAAUGGAUUUUAUCAUUUGCAGUUUAUAACAAUGGAACCAAACUCUCUUUUCCUUCCUGUUCAUCUUCAUUCGGAUAUGGUGUUUUAUGUGGAUUCAGGGAAUGGAACUUUGAGUUGGGUUGAUCUCGAGAAAGACGAGGAUAAACUCAAACAAGUAGACUUGAAGGCCGGAGAUGUUUACAGGCUGCGAACCGGAUCUUUCUUCUACUUGCAGAGCAACUUAGAAUCCGAUCGAAGAAAGCUUCGUAUUAAUGCCAUUUUCUCUGAUUCCAAGGAACAGAUACUUGAAGGAUCGUCAUUCGGAGCAUAUUCAAGUGUUAGCGAUCUGUUGUUAGGGUUCGAUGACAAAGUUCUUCAAGCAGCACUUAAUGUCGAUGAGGGAGUCAUACAAGAGUUAAAAAGUGGAGGAAAGCAACCGAUGAUUGUACACGGAGUGUCAAAGGCCGAGAACGUGUAUGAGGUUCAUUAUAAAAUGAUCAUGAGAGCCUUCCUUGGUAGUAGUAUGCCGAAUGAUUUAAUCGAUGUCAGUAAAAACAAACAUAAAAAUAAAAAUAAAGACAAGCCGUACAACAUCCAGGAAGCAAAGCAUGAUGUAGAUAAUUGCAACGGGUGGAGUCUGGUCGUAACGAGCAAGCAACUGAAAGCACUGAAGGAUUCUGAUUUCGGUGUUUUCUACGUCAAUUUAACUAUUGGGUCGAUGAUGGGGCCGCACUGGAACCCGUUAACUGCUGAAAUCGCUGUAGUGUUGAGGGGACGUGGUAUGGUUCGUGUGGUGUGUCCCAGUUCUUUAGACGAGACCGAGUGUAAGAACUCCAGGUUUAGAGUUGAAGAAGGCGAUGUGUUUGUGGUGCCGAGAUAUCAUCCAAUGGCUCAGAUUUCGUUCAACAACGAGUCGUUUGUUUUUAUGGGGUUCACGACAACACAAAAGAACAACCAUCCGCAGUAUUUAGUUGGUACAGCAUCGGUUUUCCAAGCAUUGGAUAAAAGGGUGUUGGCGACUUCUUUGGGAGUAAGCAACACGACAAUGGAUGAGAUAUUAACGGCUCAAAGAGAAGCUAUUAUUCUGGAAUGCACCUCGUGUGCGGAGGAAGAGGAGAUGUUAAUGGAAGAAGAGAUGGAGAGGCAAGAAGAAGAGAGAAGAAGAGAGGAAGAGGAGGCCGCUAAAGAGUGGGAGGAACAAGAGGCCAAGAGACGGCAGGAGGAAGAGGCUAGGCGGCAACGGGAAGAAGAGGAGGCAGCGGCUAAACAACGAGAAGAGGAAGCCGCUAAGCAGCGGGAACAAGAGGCGGAAGCUGCUAGACAGCGACAACAAGAAGAGGCCGCUGCUAGGCAGCGGGAACAGGAAGAGGCGGCGGAGGCUUCUGCCAAACAACGAGAAGAGGAAGCUGCUAGGCAGCGAGAACAAGAAGCAGCCGCUAGAAAACGAGAAGAGGAAGCAGCUAGAGAGCGGCAACAGGAAGAGGCAGAGGCAGCAGCAGCCGAGGACGCUGCUAGACAGAGGCAGCAAGAACAGGAAGAAGCUGCUAGACAACAGAAAGACGAGGCGGCUAGGCAGCGGGAACAAGAGGCGGCCGCCGCCGCUAGGCAACAACGAGAAGCAGAGGCUGCAAGACAACAAGAGGAGGAUAGGAGGAGGCGCCAACAUGAAAAGGAGGCAGGACGUGGUGGUGGGGAAGGAGAGGCUGCUAGUAUGGAAGAGGGUGAGAUGGCACGGCGCCAGAGAGAAGACGAGGAGGCUGCUAGAAGAAGAGAAGCAGGAGGGCGAGGUGGUGGAACCUCUGAAGUGUAA
Molecule: messenger RNA, 2010 nt
Organism: Erigeron canadensis
Lineage: Eukaryota; Viridiplantae; Streptophyta; Magnoliopsida; Asterales; Asteraceae
Product: vicilin-like seed storage protein At2g18540
Exons: 5
Coding region: 1-2010 (669 amino acids)
Source: RefSeq, a predicted model, not a curated record